GAUUUAUGAACCUAUCCUUGAUAUCUCAAUAGCGUCACCAUACACCUCUGAGAAGAGUUCGGAUAUCAUGGAUUACGUACAUGCAAAAUUGAGAACCAACAUGGCUGCGAGCACAAUUGAGGAAUACAACGCCGUCAAGAAGACGUCAGAGGAGUCCGAGACUCAACACCAAGGAGGGCCACGGGUAUUAGCGGAUCAGCCACAAUCGAUCUUGGAGUUGCAGCGUGAUUUGGAGGACUCAAAUCCAGUGCCAGUCCACUCAUCACAUUGCCCUGCAAGCAAUAUCCCACAUCCCGCGACGAAUGGCGACCACGACUUACCCCUAAGGAUAAAAGAGGGCCUUCGCAGGCAUGCCAAGGCAGUGGUGGUCAUAACAUGCCGCCACGAGGGUCAACGCUAUGCAAUGGCCGCUACCGCUGCCUGCGAGCUCAGCUUGGAACCCCCUUCGCUGUUGGUUUGUGUCAACAAAUCGGCCUCGAUACAUUCACCCUUGACCAAAGGCGCCGACUUCUGCAUCAACAUCCUUCACUCCUCGCAUCAGACGAUAGCCAGAAUGUGCAGUGGGAAGGUCAAGGGCGAAGCACGAUUCGAGGAAGGCAGUUGGGCAGAAGACGAGCAAUACAUGCCCUACCUAUCCGAUGCUCAGGCAAAUUUCUUCUGCAAGCUGGAUGGAAGCUUCUCCUACGGAACACACGAGGUUUUUAUUGGGCAUAUCCGGAGCGCGCGAACCAAUGGGCCAGUGGAUCCUUUGGUGUACGUGGAUGGUAGCUAUAUUCCAUUGGGACAAGCAUAG
Exophiala oligosperma is the source of this 793-nucleotide messenger RNA. RefSeq lists its product as uncharacterized. The record is from RefSeq and is a predicted model, not a curated record. Gene Ontology annotation, molecular function: FMN binding; riboflavin reductase (NADPH) activity. NCBI's taxonomy places the organism in Eukaryota, Fungi, Ascomycota, Eurotiomycetes, Chaetothyriales, Herpotrichiellaceae. The coding region runs from base 68 to 793 and encodes 241 amino acids. The transcript has a single exon.